AUGGCGGAUUUAAACAAGAGGAACACUACCCCCAGGAAUAUAGCCGUCUUAAACUUUGGAACUAAUGACAAAAAGAAUUGCGUAACUAUUUUAGAAACGGCGCUGUAUCUGACGGAGAAGUAUCUUGGCAAAAUUAUCAACAGUUCGUACAUUUACGAAACUGUGCCGGAAUACAUCGUCCUGGAUGAAGCAAACAGAUUAGGAAAGGUGACAGAAGGACAUCCCCCAAGUGAAGUUUCAUGGAUAAGGGAUGUGGUCCGAACUGUGGAAAAGUCGAGAUACGAAGAAAGUGAUGAUUUAAUUUAUGAGUGCAAAGAACUAGAACUGUUUUUAAAAAAUGAGAAAAUAAAUGAAAGUGUUAUCAAGGAAGUCAGUGUACAGGAUUACGAAAAUGAAACAAGAAGAAUAAUCAAACAGAACGACGAAAUAAUGAAGAAAAACUUAGAGCAAUCUAAAGAUAAAUAUUACACCAGUUAUUUUUUUAACUUAACCGUUGUAGUUAGGACAUUUGUUGAAGACCCCCUUACCAUGCUCGUAAUUUUAAAGUACAUAGAACAAAUCAUGAAAAGAACAGAAAGCAAAAAGGGUCAGGGAGAAAUAUUUGAAAAUCGCAUAAUAGACAUUGACAUUUUAUUUUUUAACAACUACACAAUUUUUGAGAGAAGCAUAAGUUUAAAAAAAGAAGACGUAUAUAAUAUCAUCACAAAAUAUAUUGACAUAAGUCAAACUAGUGAUCAGAACCGUCUCGAAAUUAUUCAAAAUCUGAGGGACAAAAUUGGAUUCUUAUGUAUCCCUCAUGUGUACACAAAAUAUAGGUAUAGUAUCCUCCUCUGCCUAAAUGAUAUUAUUCCCGAGUAUAGGCACAGAACAUUUGAAGAUACCAUUCGCUCAACUUAUAAAAAGUAUGUUGAAAAUUUUGAACAGAAGUAUAACAUUCAUAUCAGGAAUAAUAAUAAAAGGCUGUACGUAUUGAAAGAUAAAGUGUCAUACUUGAAAGAAAGAACUCAUAUAGUGGGCAUUUUGAAUGUCAAUUAUGAUUCCUUUUCUGAUGGUGGUUUGUUUGUUGAUCCUGUGAAAGCUGUGGAAAGGAUUUUCGAAAUGACAAAUGAUGGGGCGAACGUGAUUGACAUCGGGGGGGAAUCAUCCUCGCCGUACGUGGUACCCAAUCCGAAUGUCACUGAACGAGAUUUGGUUAUACCCGUUUUGAAGCUGUUUAAGGAGGAGUGGCAUAAGCUGGAGCGCGAGGUUGGAAGUGGUGCGACGGACAGAGCUACCAUGGGAGAUGCCAGGAAAAAUGCCGAGCGCGACGAAGAGGGCGCAGUCCUACGAAAAGUGAGGGACGCAAAACCAAUUAUAAGCAUUGACACUGUCAAUUAUGAUCUGUUCAAAGAGUGCGUGGAAGACGAUUUGGUGGACAUCCUAAACGAUAUCAGUGCGUGUACACACAACCCAGAUGUUAUAAAAUUAUUAAAAAGGAGAAAUAAAUUUUAUUCCGUCGUUUUAAUGCACAAGAGAGGAAAUCCACACACCAUGGAUAAAUUAACAAAUUACGAUGAUGUUGUAAAUGACAUUAAAAAGUAUUUAGAAGAUAGAUUGAAUUUCCUCGUUCUCAAUGGGAUACCACGUUACCGAAUUCUCUUUGAUGUUGGCCUAGGGUUUGCUAAAAAACAUGACCAAUCCAUUAAGCUGUUGCAGCAUAUUCAUGUUUAUGAUGAUUACCCGCUGUUUCUUGGCUACUCGAGGAAGCGAUUUAUUGCCCACUGCAUGGAGGAAAAUGGCGCAAUUAAUAGGGGCUUAGAACUGACUAAGGCAGGCACCAAACUGAUUAAUAGGGACUCCAAACCGACUAACGGGGACUCCAAACUGGCCAACGGGGGUGCGAAAUUGACUAAUUGGGGCUGGAAACUGACUAACGGGGGUACCAAACUGACGAAUGGUGACACGUCACAACUGUGGAGGUUCAAAAUGAACUACAUGCGUCAGGACAAGGAUCAGCUUUUGUACCAGAAAAAUAUUUGCGGUGGAUUAGCACUUGCUUCCUACAGCUUUUACAAAAAGGUGGACCUUAUCAGAGUUCACGACGUGUUAGAAACCAAGGCAGUCUUGGAUGUGCUCGAAAGGAUUCAUGAAUCUUAG
Molecule: messenger RNA, 2136 nt
Organism: Plasmodium fragile
Lineage: Eukaryota; Apicomplexa; Aconoidasida; Haemosporida; Plasmodiidae
Product: dihydropteroate synthase
Exons: 3
Coding region: 1-2136 (711 amino acids)
Biological process (GO): tetrahydrofolate biosynthetic process
Cellular component (GO): mitochondrial envelope
Molecular function (GO): 2-amino-4-hydroxy-6-hydroxymethyldihydropteridine diphosphokinase activity; dihydropteroate synthase activity
Source: RefSeq, a predicted model, not a curated record